Molecule: messenger RNA, 539 nt
Organism: Centruroides sculpturatus (bark scorpion)
Lineage: Eukaryota; Metazoa; Arthropoda; Arachnida; Scorpiones; Buthidae
Exons: 2
Coding region: 18-431 (137 amino acids)
Biological process (GO): interstrand cross-link repair
Cellular component (GO): Fanconi anaemia nuclear complex
Source: RefSeq, a predicted model, not a curated record
CACCUUCCAAUUGUGAAAUGGAAGAAAUCCAGAAACUAUUUUUUAAAAUCUUAUUAAAAAAGAUAAGUCCAAAAGAGCCUACAUAUGAUGCCAAUGCAACUGUAAAAGUUUGGAACUUAAGUCCAGCAAUUCUCUCUAGAUUUGCCUCCUCUUGUAUUCCAUUUCUUGAAAUAUAUUGUGAUCAUCUUGUUUUCUGUGCACAAAAAUUAGAAUUACAAUAUAUUAAAAAUGACUUUCAAUGGCUAUCCAGAGAGGGAGGAAGAGAAUGUCUUAACUACAGUGACAUUGUCACCCAUUUUAAAACUCUGUGGAAUAGCCAAGGUGAAGUGCAUGAAUAUGUUUCAAGAUUAUUAUUACAGCUUUCUGCCGGAUCAAUCUGUUCCAUUUGGGAAGAUGUAACAAAUGAAAUAAAGCAAUUUGUGAAACUUUAAUUAUUGUUAUUUUUAAAAAUUUUUUAAUAAAAAAUAUUGAAAGACAAUGCGAUUACUAAGAGGUAACUCGCUCCAAAUCAUCGGUAAACAGAAUUUUUAUAUUAUACC